Molecule: messenger RNA, 2179 nt
Organism: Eucalyptus grandis
Lineage: Eukaryota; Viridiplantae; Streptophyta; Magnoliopsida; Myrtales; Myrtaceae
Product: adenine nucleotide transporter BT1, chloroplastic/mitochondrial
Exons: 4
Coding region: 498-1697 (399 amino acids)
Biological process (GO): transmembrane transport
Source: RefSeq, a predicted model, not a curated record
UGCCUCGCCCUACUUUCCCGUCCUUUGAAGGAGGACAAUGGCCAAACUCGCCGAAUAUAUAAAACGCGCUUGAACAGUGAGACAACACUGCACAGAACGAGAAGGAAGUUGGGGAGGGAGAUUCACCUAACCCCUCUUCUUUCUUGCAAGCUUUCAACAAUAAAGCCCUCUGUUCUUUUCUUGUUUUUCUUUUAUACAGUUUUCGCCGCCUCUUCCCUCGAAUCCUUCGCACCAAACACGCACCAAGAACCGGAUCUUCCAACUCGCAUUUCCCCUUAUUCCCCCGUCGUGCUCCUUCUGCUUUACUCCUGCCUCCAUCCCCCACUUUCGAAUCAAGAAUUCGCCUUUACCUGUGCAUUAAAAAUCCAAUCUUUUUCCCCCUGCUUGUUCGCUUCCGAUGGGUACGCGACCAUGAAAGAUUGCUCUUGGUGUUCGUCAAAUCCCAUCGGGAAGCGUUUUCCUGCGGUUUUGCUUGGUGGGUAGAGGAAGAAUCCCAGAUGGGCAAGAAGGCAGCGCCUUUGUUUGGCGAUAGUAAGGAUGGGGUCUUGUCCAUUGGUGGUUUGGGGUCACAAUGGUGUCCCCAUGAUGAUGAAUUCUAUCCUGGAGGUGGGUUGUUUGCCAGUGUUGGUCAAAUGGGGAGGAAUUUGGGCGUUCCGCCGAAUCCUCCCAACCGUGCGGACACCGGCGGUGGGGGCGGCGGCGGCAUAAAGAUGCCCUACGCUGAUUUAUUGGUGAAGUAUGUGCCUUUGCCGAAAGGAGUUCAGAUACCGGGCGUUCCCGAGGAGGAAGGGACAGUGAAGAAGAAACAGAUUGGGCUUACGAUGAAGAUAAAGGUUAAAAAUCCUUCCUUGAGGAGGUUGAUUAGUGGGGCGAUUGCUGGGGCAGUUUCGCGAACUGCGGUGGCCCCUCUGGAGACGAUUAGAACGCAUUUGAUGGUUGGGAGUAGUGGCCAUUCCACUAUUGAGGUCUUUCAUGAUAUUAUGAAGCAUGAUGGUUGGAAGGGCUUGUUUAGAGGUAAUUUGGUGAAUGUGAUUCGGGUUGCUCCUAGCAAGGCCAUUGAGCUAUUUGCUUAUGAUACAGUCAACAAACAGUUGUCACAUAAACCUGGGGAACAGCCAAAGCUUCCCCUUCCUGCCUCCUUAGUUGCAGGUGCCUGUGCUGGUGUGAGCUCAACAAUAUGCACAUAUCCUCUUGAGUUGGUCAAAACUCGACUCACAGUCCAGAGGGGAGUUUAUGAUGGUAUGUUUGAUGCAUUCUUGAAAAUAGUGAGGGACGAGGGACCCGCAGAAUUAUUUAGAGGCCUUGCCCCUAGUCUUAUCGGAGUGAUUCCAUAUGCUGCCACCAACUAUUUUGCUUACGACACGUUGAGAAAGGCAUAUCGUAAGUUUUUUAAGCAAGAGAAGAUUGGGAACAUCGAGACCCUUCUCAUCGGAUCAUUAGCUGGCGCUGUUUCAAGUAGUGCAACUUUCCCCUUGGAGGUAGCUCGGAAGCAGAUGCAAGUGGGAGCAGUCAGCGGUAGGCAGGUGUACAAAAACGUGAUUCAUGCUCUUGCAAGUAUACUUGAGCAGGAAGGGGUUGGAGGUCUUUAUAGAGGUUUAGGCCCUAGUUGCAUGAAGUUGGUGCCUGCUGCUGGGAUAUCCUUCAUGUGCUACGAAGCGUGCAAGAGGAUUCUGGUUGAGGAUGAUGAAGAGGCAUAACCACAUAUUUGACGAGAAGAAAUGCGAGGUCUUUUGCUUUGGGUCAUCUGCAGAAAGGGUGGAUAAAGAUGACUAUUUUGUAUACUGCGAUUGAAUGGUUUAGUUUAUGUUUUUUUCUUUUGCUCGUAGGAUUUCUUCAGAAGAAUUUUUCAAGGAAGUUCUUGUUACCAAGGUUGGUUCUACAUACACUCGCAAAGAUAUUUGAGGGGUUUACUUUUCUUUCGGAGUUCUGUGUGUUUCUGAAGAAGGGUACUGCAUGUUUUGAUAAUGUGAGUACCGCUUUUCAUGAGAAGAUGAGUUGGCAAGGGUCGAACCAAGAAAGAUGGCCAAUUUGUCCAAGAACAUGCUGAUUGAGAAGCAAUCUUUUUCACAGGGGCUACUUUGCGUGUGCAUAAAUCUCUUGGAGUACCUAACAUAAGGAAAGCUUUUUAGCUUACCGGAUUGUCGGUUUGAAUGAAUAACAAUUUCAUGUUCAGAGAUGA